This is a messenger RNA of Dendronephthya gigantea, 2269 nucleotides long. RefSeq names its product fibroblast growth factor receptor 1-like. Gene Ontology annotation, cellular component: signaling receptor complex. The transcript is spliced from 15 exons. Bases 758 to 2149 code for a protein of 463 amino acids. Gene Ontology annotation, molecular function: ATP binding; transmembrane receptor protein tyrosine kinase activity. Gene Ontology annotation, biological process: protein phosphorylation; cell surface receptor protein tyrosine kinase signaling pathway; multicellular organism development. Lineage: Eukaryota; Metazoa; Cnidaria; Anthozoa; Malacalcyonacea; Nephtheidae. The record is from RefSeq and is a predicted model, not a curated record.
AAUCAUUACUUAGUUCAUCGUAUUCUUUAAUCUGAUAAUUCGUCUGCGGUAAAUCGACAAGGAAACAUUUUUACUUUCUACUUAACUCUUGUGUCGUUUUGUGAAGUACCAUAAAUAGCGGUUUCAGUCAACUUUGACUUAUCGUUCUCAUGCUAGUAUACUUUGCUGUUCAAUAUACGUCGUGUAACUGUUAGUUUUAGCUUUUGAAGUUACACGUUUCAACAUUUCUAUAAUCGUUUAUACAUUAGUACAUGCGGUAGAUACCAUUUAGAAGAUGUUAGUAAUUUGUAGUACGGAAAUUGAGAAGGAAAAUCACAUGAUACAUUUAAUAUGGAAUUUUAUAAAUAGCUCGUGAAAGGUGUAAGCGAACUGUAAGUCGGUCAUUUCUGGGAAGUCUAAUAGAAAAAGUCACGCCCUCUUUCACUUUUAAAUUACAAAUUGCCUAUAAAUUUGCUUAAUUCUGAAAUGAUCUUCAUUGCGUGAAUAUUUUGGGUAACUGAACAACCAACAACAGACAACCAACGUAGUCAUUAUUUGUCAUCUCGACUUGGUGGAAUGACAGAAUUACAAGUUUAAGCGGAUAUCCUGCUGUGUUCCUGAAAGUCUGCAACUAUCUCACGAUAUCCGUACAAGUCGCCCUGAUUUAGGUGGCAUUGGUACACUAUAUACUAUAUACUCUUACUACGGAAAUUUUGUUUGAAUCCAUUUGUAUUUAACCCUUGGGAGAAUUGUUCAGCGUCAUUGCUAGUUUGUCACUAUGGUCAAAUUACGGAUAAUCAUCGUUACAGUACUGAUAGCCGUGGAAACAAAGGUUCUCGUCUCGUUGCAGUCAAGCAAAAUAAUUUCAAGUGUCCUGUCUACAUCUUCUUCAACAUCACAUGCAAAAGGCCAAACUUUGAUUACAUAUAACCCAACUGAAACGACAUUACGUAGGUCAACAGUGACAGAGUACCCACAUGUUAGAAACAUUAAAUCUUCUGCUGGAACUUCUGGAAAUUCAUCGAAAAGAACCCAAAUUUUAAUAAUGUAUAUUUCAGUCUCGGUUGCUGCUUUCUCUCUCUUGUCUGUUUUAUUUAUUGUCCUUUGGUUUUGCCGUACAGAAAGAAAACGAAAAAAAACGCCAAGCACGACUUCAAGUACAACAACUAAUGGCGAGGUUCCUCUGUUACCAGCUGCACCCCUUCUUCGUAAGGAUAUUUGGAAGAUAUCGAGAGAUCGUUUGAAACUUGGUAAAAAGCUUGGAGAAGGUGCAUUUGGCUUUGUGUUCAAAGCAACUAUUACAAAUGACGAGAAUUCAUGUGAAACGAAGAUGGUUGCUGUUAAAAUGGUGAAAGAAAAUGCAUCAUCCAGCGAUAAAGAUGAUCUUUUAGCUGAACUAGAGAUUAUGAAGCAACUAAAACCUCACCCAAACGUGGUUAGUUUGAUUGGCGCAGUUCUGUAUGAAGUGGAUUGUCCUUUGGUUAUUGUUGAAUUCGUCCCAUAUGGUGAUUUACUGGGAUACUUGAGAAAAUUAAGAGGUGUUCAAGAUUCAUGUUAUUUUGAUCCUGAUCAUCUUCCAGCGGCAGAAUUAAGUACUCAGGAAUUGAUGAAAUUUGCGAUGGAGUCUGCACUAGGAAUGGAGUACUUAUCAAAAAAAAAGAUUGUCCAUCGUGAUCUUGCUGCUCGUAACGUUUUGGUUGGUUCUGGUCGGACAUGUAAAAUAACGGAUUUUGGCAUGGCGAGGGAUAUCAGACGAAAUGAAAUAUACAUGAGAACAACACGGGGUCUUAUUCCAAUCAAAUGGACUGCUAUUGAAUCAGUUCUUCGUGGUAUUUACACGACAAAAAGUGAUGUAUGGAGCUUCGGAGUUCUGCUGUUUGAAAUAUUUACAGUAGGUGGAUAUCCCUACCCUGGAAUGGAUGGUUAUCAAGUGAGAGAUUUUAUAUCUCAAGGACGCAGAAUACCAAAACCAAUGCACGUUGAUAACGAACUUUAUCAAGUCAUGUUGGAUUGCUGGCAAUCGAAUCCCCGAAAACGGCCAACAUUCGAACAGUUGGUGUGUACAUUGAAAAGACUUGAACCUUGUCACGAAGAAUAUCUGAAUCUGUCUGAAUAUAAUUGUUGUGAUUAUGAGAAUUUGUUGAACAGAAGAGCGGAUAUUAUUCAUUAAACAGCAGGCAGAUUUCUGUUUGAAUAUACUCUGUAAAAAAGGAUAAAUGAAAUGGCACGACAGCCGACAGGUUUUAAAAUUGUAGAAUUAACGGAAAGAAAAUGUAUAAUGUAUAUAUAA